Molecule: messenger RNA, 859 nt
Organism: Pelagomonas calceolata
Lineage: Eukaryota; Pelagophyceae; Pelagomonadales; Pelagomonadaceae
Source: the annotation of a GenBank genome assembly
GUUUUUGCGGUUUUGUGCGAGCCGCGCGAGGCGCUGGGGCAGUCCGUAGCCGCCUACGGUCUCGCCUCGACACGUCAGUCACCCGAGGCCCACGAUAUAGUUGUGAGAGAAGACGUGCAUGCGCAUCCACACGGCACGCACCUAUCUCAGCAUCCUAGCCUCGGCAGCGGCGAGCACCUGCAGCGCGGCCGAUAAAAUGAAGGCUGGAGUCGUCUUCCUGCACGGCCUAGGCGACACGCCGGCCGGGUGGUCGGACCUCAAGCACCAGUUGGCGCGCUUCGACGCGCGCCUGAAAAGCCCGGAGAUCGAAUGGACCUUUCCGGCCGCGCCGACGAUCCCUAUAACGAUCAACGGCGGCGCGACGAUGCCGGGCUGGUUCGAUCUCUUCGAUUGGCCCAUCGGCCCCGACGCGAAGGACGACCGCGCGCGCGUGCUGCAGGGCGUCGAAGCCGUGAAGACGCAGAUCGCGAAGCUCGAGGCCCGCGGCGUGGCGCCGGAUCGUAUCGUCGUCGGCGGCUUCUCGCAGGGCGGCGCGAUCGCGCUCAACGCCGCCUACCGCCACGACAAGAAGCUCGGCGCCUGCGUGGCGCUGUCGGGCUGGCUCACGCUCAAGGAGGACUUCUCCGGCGACCUCGGCGCGGCGAAGGGGACGCCCCUCUUCUGGGGCCACGGCGUGCACGACGACAAGGUCCUCUUCCCGCACCAGAAGAUCGGCGUGGACCUGCUCACGCAGCGCGGCGUCGCCGUCGACGCGUCGCAGUACGCGAUGGGCCACGGCGCGCACCCCGACGAGAUGGCGAAGCUGGCCAAGUUCGUCGGCGACGUCCUCUUCCCCGAGUCGUAAAAUAACCUGACAGAA